This is a messenger RNA of Osmerus eperlanus (European smelt), 4390 nucleotides long. It is a transcript of the gene mmp30, whose product is annotated as matrix metallopeptidase 30. The transcript is spliced from 27 exons. The record is from RefSeq and is a predicted model, not a curated record. The coding region runs from base 1 to 3999 and encodes 1332 amino acids. NCBI's taxonomy places the organism in Eukaryota, Metazoa, Chordata, Actinopteri, Osmeriformes, Osmeridae. Gene Ontology annotation, cellular component: extracellular matrix. Gene Ontology annotation, molecular function: zinc ion binding; metalloendopeptidase activity. Gene Ontology annotation, biological process: collagen catabolic process; proteolysis; extracellular matrix organization.
AUGUGUUCCCAGGCUUACCUGAGGAACUUCUACGGCUACAGGCCCGAGCCAGAGAGGCACAGGAGGGCUGCAGAGGUGGGGCCGCUCCUCUCAGCGGAGCUCCGCGACAAGGUACGUGAGAUGCAGCACUUCUUCGGUCUGCGUCAGAGCGGGGAGCUCACGGGGGAGACCCUGGCGGCGAUGAGGAGGCCCCGCUGUGGUCUGUCGGACGUGGAGCCGUUUGGGGAGACGGUGCGCUGGAGGAACAGAACCCUGACCUAUCGGAUCUCCACCUACCGCUCUGCCGCCCGACCCUCACUGGUCAGGAGAGCCUUCAGAGCGGCGUGGAAGCUGUGGGCCGAGGUCACGCCCAUCCGCUUCCAGAGACGCAGCAGGAGGGAGGCCGACAUCGUCAUCUCCUUCCACAGAGGAGACCACGAAGACGGAGCGCCGUUUGAUGGAGAGGGCGGUGUUCUGGCCCACGCCUUUCUACCCGGAGCAGGCAUCGGUGGGGACGUGCACUUUGAUGCAGACGAAGACUGGACCUUCAAUGCCACCGGUUUCAACCUGUUUGCAGUGGCGGUGCAUGAGUUUGGACAUGCUCUGGGUCUCGCUCACUCAGCAGACCCGGGGGCGAUCAUGUAUCCAGCCUACAAUUUCAUCCCUCAAGCUGAGCUCCAGCUCUCCUACAGAGACGUCAAAGACGUCCAACACCUGUACGGCCUCAAUCCCAACUUCGAAGAAAUGUCCUUGAAGAGGCCACCGCCAAAGACACCCAACAAAUGUGACCCAGGUUUGUCAUUUGACGCCGUGACAGGAUUGCAACAGGAGAUCCUGUUUUUUAAGGACAGGUUUAUGUGGCGCGUGCAUCCUAUGUUUGAAGAGACAAAGAUCACGCUGAUAAACGGGCUGUGGAUGGAGGUGCCUCCUUUUCUGGAUGCGGCCUAUGAGAACAUAGAGAUGAACAAAAUGCUGUUUUUCAAAGGUUCUCAGUACUGGGCGAUUCGUCAGUUAAAACUCCUUGAAGACUACCCCAGAAACAUCUCAGACUUCAGCUUCCCCCCCAGAAUCCAGGCUAUAGAUGCAGUUCUUCACAUCCGUGUAGCACUCCUUACUGUGUUUUUCACCGGACAUGAGUGCUGGAGCCUGGCAGUGGCAGUGUACUCUGUACCACUACUGUCACCUACCGAAGAAGAUGAAACUCUAGCAGAUUCUUACCUGAAGAGGUUCUAUAACCUAACGGAGCAGGUGGGGUCCAAGGCCAGAAAUGGGCUGUUCGAGCGAUACGAAAAAGUCAGUGAGAUGCAGAGGUUCUUCAGGCUUAAGGUAACUGGUACGCUGGACCAUGAGACCAUGCACAUGAUGAAGAAACCCCGCUGUGGUGUACCAGACGUCGCUGCCUUCUCCACCUUCCAAAACAGCCCCAAAUGGCAGACCAACCAACUUACCUACAGGAUUGUAAACUACACGCCCGACAUGUCUGCGUCAGAAGUAGACUUCUCCAUCGAGAAAGCUCUCCAGGUGUGGGCUAAAGUCUCCCCUCUGACGUUCACACGGAUCUACAGUGGCAACGCUGACAUCAUGGUCUCCUUUGGAGGGAGAGAGCAUGGUGAUUUCUACCCCUUCGAUGGCCCAGAUGGCACCCUGGCGCACGCAUUUGCCCCUUCCCCUGGCAUCGGAGGAGACGCCCACUUUGACGAGGACGAGACCUUCACUUUCGGCUCAAGCAGAGGGUACAACCUGUUCAUGGUGGCUGCCCAUGAGUUCGGUCACUCCAUGGGUUUGUCCCACUCCAACGAUGUGGGCGCUCUGAUGUACCCAAUCUACCAAGGAUACAACGACCCCAACACCUACGUUUUGCCCCGUGAUGAUGUCAACGGCAUCCAGUCCCUCUAUGGCCCCAACUCAGAUGUGAACCCAGACAAACCUGAUCCUAAACCACCCACGACCCCUGAUGCCUGUGACCCCACACUGGUCCUGGAUGCCGUCACCACUCUGCGUGGAGAGCAGAUGUUCUUCAAGGGCAGGUUCUUCUGGCGCGUGAACUCUCAGAGCAGUACAGCGCAGCAGAACGUCAUCAAGACCUACUGGCCCGAGCUACCUGACAACGUUGAUGCUGCCUAUGAGAGUGGAGAGAAUUACAAUGUCUACAUCUUCAAAGGUAGCCAGGUCUGGGCUCUCUCUGGCUAUGAUGUUAUCCGAGGCUAUCCCAAAUCCCUCAGCAGUUUGGGUUUACCCAGGACAGUGAGAAAGGUUGACGCCGCCUUCUAUGAUGAGCAAUCUCGCAAAACCUUCUUCUUCAUUGAUGAAAACUACUAUAGUUAUGACGAGGCGAGGAAGACAAUGGACGAUGGCUUCCCCAAACUUAUAGGAGAUGGCUUUCCUGGCAUCGGUGGCAAAGUGGCUGCAGCCUUCCAAAACCAAGGUUAUACCUACCUCUUCAAGGGGCCCUACGUUUACGAGUUCAGCCUCAGGAGUAAAAGGCUGUACCGUGUUCUCAGGAACAGCUACUUCCUUACUUCUGAUUCAUCGGCAACCAGACCUUCUUUUCGGCAGCAGGAGAAGGUUGUAAUUAUGGAGCGUGCAGUGGUUACUACGUUAAUAUCGGUGGUGGUUUUGACUCUGUGUGAAGCUGCCCCCACUACUACUCAAAGCCCAGAUGAACAGUCAAGAGCAGAGGUCUAUCUAUCCCAAUUCUAUUCCAUUCCUGGUCCCUCUGACGCCCAAGCCAGACAGAUCACGGUGGGUUCCUUUGAGACGAGUUUGGAGAGCAUGCAAGAGUUCUUUGGUCUGGAGGUGACAGGCAAGCUCGACACCAAUACCCUAGAAGUGAUGUCUAAGCCCCGCUGUGGUGUCACAGACCUGGCCAGAUACGGACACUUCUGGGGAAAACCCCGCUGGGAGAAGAGUGUUGUUACUUACAGGAUAACUGAGUACACGUCAGACCUCAGCAGAAGUCAGGUGGAUACAAUCAUUGCUGAUGCUUUCAAGCUUUACAGCAUCGUCAUCCCCCUGGACUUUACACAGACGUACAGUGGCACAGCAGACAUCAUGAUCCUGUUCAAAGCCAGGAACCACGGCGACUUUUCUCCAUUUGAUGGGCCAGGUGGGGUGCUUGCCCAUGCCAGUUCCCCAGGAGAAGGUGAAGGGGGGGACACACACUUUGAUGAGGACGAGGCCUGGUCUCUGAGCGACAGAGGGAUCAACCUGUUCUUAGUGGCUGCUCAUGAGUUUGGCCAUGCUCUGGGACUUGACCACUCACGUGACCGCUCAGCCCUGAUGUUCCCCACCUAUCAAUAUGUGAGAACUCAGGGUUACAAGCUACCUGCUGACGACACACGUGGAGUACAGGCUUUGUAUGGUGUUCGAACACCAUCUCAACCAGAUUCCAAACCUCAACCCAAACCUGAACCCAAUCCAAACCCUGAGCCCAGACCAGACCCUCCAGUAAGAUGUGACAGGAAUCUUGUCUUUGACGCAGUAACUUCUAUUCAAAACGAGCUUUACUUCUUCAAGAAUGGGUAUUUCUGGAAAAAGAAUGGUUAUUCAACUGGUGUGACGUCACGGCCUGUGAAAUCCAUUUGGCCACAAAUCAACUCCAUCGAUGCUGCAUAUGAAUACAAGAAAAGAAACAUUGCCUACUUCUUUGAAGGAGAUCAUUACUGGGGCAUCAGAGGCAACACCAUGCUCCCAGGCUAUCCCAAAUCUCUGUCCAACUUUGGGUUUCCCUCAUCGGUGAAAAAGAUAGACGCUGCUGUCCAUGUGGCGUACACUGGAAAAACACUCCUGUUUGUGAGCGGCAGAUACUGGAGUUUCAAUGAAAGGAAAGGCAAAAUGGACCGUGGAUACCCUAGAUACAUCCGCCAUGACUUUCCUGGCAUUGGCUACAAGGUGGAUGCUGCUUUUGAAAACUAUGGUUACUUGUACUUCUCCGACGGCGCCAAGCAAACAGAAUACUAUUACCCAUUGAAGAGAGUGGUCCGUGUUCUGCUUAACUACGGGUGGCUGAACUGCUACUAGGAAAUCAGCACCCUCAAGCCAUGGGCUACUAUCACUGUGUACGCCAAGUUUUAGACCUGAACAAAUAUGAAUUAAUUAAUACGAUUGCUUUCUCAUUACAUUAAUGAAUCUUGCAACUAGAUGGGGGCUCCAUUUCUAGGAGCCCUAUCUAAAAACAAAAAAAAGCUAUCUAGCACCAUGAAUGCAGCGUCUUCUUUUAGUGCUUGCAAAGACAGUGUUGAUUGUCAUCCCCCUGAUGUUUCUAGUGAGAGUAAAACCUCCCAUAUUGAGCUACUAUUUAACUGCCCUUCAUUCCUGUGUUCUAUGUCCAGUCCUCUGAAAUGCUCAGCUUGAGUGUAUCAGACACCUGCACCUUACAGAUCUGUAAUAAAUACUUUUAUUUUGUCUUGAA